GUUGAUCAAAGUUCACUCACUACUCCUGUUAGUCACCUGGCUGUCCAGACGACAAUGUAUUGCUGUACUCUACCGUUCCUCGUGGGUAUCGCAGUGGCCUUUGCUGGCCUGUCCUAUGUCAUGUACAUACCCAUCAAGGAGGGCAUCGUCGACACCUUUCAAGCGAGGACUGUCGCCACUUCUGCAAGAGUAAUGGGUAUAGUGGGAGGAGUGACAGAAGGUCUUGGAAUUGCGAAGUAUGUAACCAUGAUAAGACUGUUUUCAACUCAUCUAGCCAUGUCCGACAACAAACCACCUCCCGAUACAGAUGAGCUGAAGGUGGAAGAUUACACCUUUGAUGACAUUCCCGUCAGACUGUAUCGGCCAACAAAUGCCACGGACCCAUCGCCUUCUGUGAUAUAUAUACAUGGUGGGGGCUGGACUAUCCUGAGCGUGGAUACUUACGACGAUGUUGUAUCAGAAUUUGCAGUUCGAUCUGGAUAUGUUUUUAUUUCCAUUGAGUACCCACUCGCUCCAGACAAUCCGUUCCCAGUACCGUUUGAAACCUGUGUGAAGGCUGCCCUUCACGUCUUCACACACGCAGAGACGUAUGGAGUAGACCCACAGAAGAUUGCUAUAGCAGGAGACAGUGCUGGUGGUAAUCUUGCCGCUGCAGUGGCUCUUAAACUCUCUGAGCUGAAGGACAUGCCCAGACUGAGCUUCCAGUGGCUCAUCUACCCAGCAACCCAAGCCUUCAGCUUCAAGACACCAUCCUACAUUUCCAAUGAGGAUGCAGUACCCUACUUUCUGCAACGCGAGUCGAUGGCCGGUUACUGGUGCUACUACAUGAAUAUCAACUGACCGACCAUGACAAAAGCCUUCAGAACCAAUAACCAUACUUCUAGGAAGUUAAAACAAUCCAUCUAUGCUUCGUACGUUGAUUCCAAGCUGGUGCCAACGAAAUACCGCGGUGAUAGCUCCGAACAAACUCAAAAUUUAGACUAUGGCGAUGAGGAGAUUUCCAAUCAAAUUGAGAAGUUUAUCUUGAAUCCUUAUUUUGCACCGUUGAUGGCUCCGGAUCUUAGUGGAGUAGCUCCAGCGUUUGUUGUUACAGCCGAGUUUGAUGUUCUGAGGGAUGAUGGUCUCAUGUAUGCUCAGAGGAUGAAGGACACCGGUGUGGACGUGGUUGUCUACAACUCCCCAGGGUCUAUACAUGGCUUUCUGUUAUGGGGCGGUGCCAUGCCUAAGUAUGCAGACGCUGAUCACACAAUAGACAUGUUUGUAAAGUAUGCAAAGAAACAGUUUAAAUGAUCUGUUACUGUUCCUGUUCUCUCAUGUUUGAUUCAUAAUGUUAUAACUGUGUAAGCUGAUUCUUCAUCUGUAUUUUUGUAAUAAACUUUGUAAACUGGU
Molecule: messenger RNA, 1389 nt
Organism: Haliotis rubra (blacklip abalone)
Lineage: Eukaryota; Metazoa; Mollusca; Gastropoda; Lepetellida; Haliotidae
Product: arylacetamide deacetylase-like
Exons: 7
Coding region: 55-840 (261 amino acids)
Molecular function (GO): hydrolase activity
Source: RefSeq, a predicted model, not a curated record